Molecule: messenger RNA, 771 nt
Organism: Knipowitschia caucasica
Lineage: Eukaryota; Metazoa; Chordata; Actinopteri; Gobiiformes; Gobiidae
Source: the annotation of a GenBank genome assembly
AUGGCUACAGCAGCAGGCUCCAGCAGCAGGCUACAGCAGCAGGCUCCAGCAGCAGGCUCCAGCAGCAGGCUCCAGCAGCAGGCUCCAGCAGCAGGCUCCAGCAGCAGGCUCCAGCAUCAGGCUCCAGCAGCAGGCUACAGCAGCAGGCUCCAGCAGCAGGCUCCUGCAUCAGGCUCCAGCAGCAGGCUACAGCAGCAGGCUCCAGCAUCAGGCUCCAGCAGCAGGCUCCAGCAGCAGUCUCCAGCAGCAGGCUCCAGCCGCAGGCUCCAGCAGCAGGCUCCAGCAGCAGGCUACAGCAGCAGGCUACAGCAGCAGGCUCCAGCAUCAGGCUCCAGCAGCAGGCUCCAGCAGCAGGCUCCAGCAGCAGGCUCCUGCAUCAGGCUCCAGCAGCAGGCUACAGCAGCAGGCUCCAGCAGCAGGCUCCUGCAUCAGGCUCCAGCAGCAGGCUACAGCAGCAGGCUCCAGCAUCAGGCUCCAGCAUCAGGCUCCAGCAGCAGGCUCCAGCAGCAGGCUCCAGCAUCAGGCUCCAGCAGCAGGCUACAGCAGCAGGCUACAGCAGCAGGCUCCAGCAUCAGGCUCCAGCAGCAGGCUCCAGCAGCAGGCUCCAGCAGCAGGCUCCUGCAUCAGGCUCCAGCAGCAGGCUACAGCAGCAGGCUCCAGCAUCAGGCUCCAGCAGCAGGCUCCAGCAGCAGGCUCCAGCAGCAGGCUCCAGCAGCAGGCUCCAGCAGCAGGCUCCUGCUUCAUGCUUUCUUACUGUUGUUAGCGUUAUGA